This is a messenger RNA of Folsomia candida, 808 nucleotides long. RefSeq names its product vitelline membrane outer layer protein 1. The coding region runs from base 78 to 695 and encodes 205 amino acids. The record is from RefSeq and is a predicted model, not a curated record. The transcript has 2 exons. Lineage: Eukaryota; Metazoa; Arthropoda; Collembola; Entomobryomorpha; Isotomidae.
CUUCCAUCCUUCAUUCGACUUGCAUACAUACCUCGAUUUAGUGAUCAAUUAAGCACAAUUAGUUACAUAACUCCACCAUGAAAUCCGUCUUCGUAGCAAUUUCACUACUCUGUGCGAUUGCAGGUAGCGUGAGGGGAAAUAUCGUGAUUGAAUCACCGUUCCAGACGAAUUGGGGACAGUGGGGAUCCUGGUCCAGAUGCCCUUUUGGCACGUACGUUCAAGCCAUCCAAAUUCGAACGGAGCCUUACCAGGGCGCCGGAGCUUAUGAGGACGACACUGCCGUAAAUGGAAUCCGGCUCUACUGCGGAGAUCCCAACAAUAUCAAUACUGCCUUCAUUACCAGCCUCGUUGGCGAAUGGGGAAAUUGGGGAAACGUUUUCUCCUGCAGGAGUGACGACCGUCCCCUCGCCCCGGACGGUUAUGUGACCGGAUUCCAGCUCAGGGUUGAAGGUCCCUUGACCUUUGGGGAUGACACGGCCACCGAUAACCUCCGCAUUUUGUGCAACUACCCGAAUCUCGGAAUCCCCGAGCAGACCAAGGAAGGUGACGGACUGAAUUUUGGAAGUUGGACGGACGCGAGAAGGUGCUUAUCUAACCAGGCAGUCUGCGCUCUGCAAACCCAGGUUGAGCCUUAUCAAGGGGAUUCGGACGAUACGGCGAUGAACAAUGUCAGAAUGGAGUGUUGCGAUCGUUAAAGUCGUACGCAUUAAGGAAAUGUCGAGUCGGAGAAAGUUAUAUUUUUUAAGGGAGAAAGUUUUAAAAGGAAAUAAUGCUCAUCUCAAUAAAAAGAAUGUGAAAUGAAAAUGAA